UCAGCCUUGAGACUUGAGUGUGAUUUUCCAACAAGGACUUCAGACUUUAUUUUGAAGAGACUUGAUAACACGUUUGCUCGGAAACGUUUAACAAGUUACCUGGGUUUUUUUUUUUUUCACUAUUUCACUAUAAUACAUCCAUGGUUUUUCAUAGUUUUCAUUUUUUUGUUUCAUUUCCUGUUUUAUUUUGUUAGUCACCUCUCCUCUUGUUUCAGAUGCCCACUUCCUGCCCUCGUGUGUUUCCUGCCUCUGUGAUUGUGUCGAUGUGUUUCACCUGUGUCCAGUUGCCCCUCUUCCCCCUGUAUUAGUCUGCUUCCUGUGCCAGUUCAUGUUUGGACCUUGUGUUCAGCGUUCCAGCGUUCUUCCUCGUGUAAGUUCUCCAGUUUCAGCUGGCAGGCAUGCAGAAAGGGAGAGAUGAGAAAACGCUGCAGGCGUUUGGAGAGAAGAGAAGCCCUGAGAGCAGGACAGAUGUGGACAUCCAAGGCUUACGUCACUUUAAGAGGAUGCCUUUACUCUGUCCUACGCUGCAAAAAACAUCACCAGAGCAAACCCCACAGCCUCUAUGGAGGGUUCAAAUCCUCAACAAAUUGGAGAAAUUGAAAGAAGAUGGUACCGUGCACAGAGCGUCUUGCACGCGAACCCGAGGCGCCACUCACUGACUCGCUGUGGGACUUUUAAACUCAGCAUGCCGUGUUACGCCAGGUUUCUCUUUUUACUCUUGUGUCUGGUCCUGCUCGGGGAGUGCAGGAAGCACAAAAGUAGAAAAAAGCGGUGGUCCGCGCCGGCGGAGGCGCACAAGCCAGGCAGUCCUCUGUCCAAGAAGGUUGCGGAUGGAACCAAAACCCGAAAAGUAAAAACCAGUCACCUCCUGCGCAUCGACGAGCAUGACUUCACCAUGAGGCCCGCCUUCGCAGGUCCAGCUGUCCCUGUUGGAGUGGAUGUUCAGGUGGAGAGCUUGGACAGCAUAUCAGAGGUAGACAUGGACUUCACCAUGACCCUGUAUCUGAGGCACUACUGGAAGGAUGAGCGGCUGGCCUUCCCGAGCACCACCAACAAGAGCAUGACCUUUGACGGGCGCCUGGUGAAGAAGAUCUGGGUGCCCGACGUGUUCUUCGUCCACUCCAAAAGGUCAUUCAUCCAUGACACCACCACUGACAACAUCAUGCUGCGAGUCUUCCCCGACGGUCACGUCCUGUACAGCCUGAGGGUUACAGUCACUGCUGCGUGUAACAUGGAUUUUAGUCGUUUCCCUUUGGACUCGCAGACGUGUACGCUGGAACUGGAGAGCUAUGCCUACACAGAUGAAGACUUGAUGCUGUACUGGAAAAGCGGUGAUGAGUCCCUGAGCACCGAUGACAGGAUUUCUCUGUCUCAGUUCCUCAUCCAGAAGUUUCACACAACCUCCAGACUGGCUUUCUACAGCAGCACAGGCUGGUACAACCGACUGUACAUCAACUUCACUCUGCGGCGGCAUAUUUUCUUUUUCCUGCUGCAGACCUACUUUCCGGCUACUCUGAUGGUCAUGCUGUCCUGGGUGUCCUUCUGGAUUGACCGCAGGGCCGUCCCUGCCAGAGUCUCAUUAGGUAUAACCACGGUGCUCACCAUGUCAACUAUCAUUACUGGAGUCAACGCCUCCAUGCCCAGGGUCUCCUACAUCAAAGCUGUGGAUAUUUACCUUUGGGUCAGUUUCGUCUUUGUCUUCCUAUCUGUGCUUGAAUAUGCUGCCGUCAACUACCUGACGACAGUGAGGGACGGUAAAGACCGCAAGCUCAGAGAAAAAGUCAGGGAACAGUCCCAGAACCUCCCCUGCACCUGUGGCAUGUCCCAUGCCAGGACCAUGAUGCUGGAUGGAACAUACAGUGAGGCGGAUGCCAACAGCCUGGCGGGAUACACAAGGGCCUCCAUGGCAGCAGAGGAUGCAUCUGAAAAACAGGAACGAAUGGUGGUGCAUCUUUCUCUGGACAAUGAACCCACGGGGAACAAGAAGAAGGGCAUCCGUGGCUUCCGGAUUAUCCAGAACACCCAUGCCAUUGACACCUACUCUCGCAUGAUCUUCCCUGGCGCCUACAUCCUGUUUAACCUGAUCUACUGGUGUGUGUACUGCUGAGUGUGUGCAUUUCAGCCGAAACUGUAGGAGUAAAUGAAAAACUGCGAAAUCUUCUCCUAGACCCUAGAAGGGAUACAAUUCUUUCAUCCUGCAUGUUCAAGUGGAGCAUGGAGUUUGGCAGGAUGACUUAAGAAUAUAAGAUGCUUCUGGGUGUGAGUAUCUCCAACUCUGGCUCACCACUGGACUGGACCAUUUGCGCAGCUUCUCCUCCUUUACAUAAUUAUAUCACAAGCUCAUGCUCACCCCAAUCCUACUCAAAACGUUGCGGGGCUGGUUGCACAAGUUUUGUUCCCAGAACAGUCUAAUGCCAGUUGUACAAAAAUAAAAGCAGACAGAUUUUAUGCCUGAAAAAUAAGCGACCAUACUCAAGGGUAUGGCAACAGUAUCCAGUAUCAUUGUUGACUCAGCAGCUCUGCCUAGGAAUAUUCCCACCCCCAAACAGAGGUGACUGCUUCCCAGAUAUCAUGAUGUUUUAAAGUUUGUUUGCGGCUUAUUUCAGUAUCAUUUUUGUGGGAUCUGUUAUGCUUUUCCUUAUUUUCUUUGACAUGAUUUCUUUAUAUGGUCAUCUGCUUCUGGCACACCACUGCAAGUGUUUACAUUACAUGGCCUACACUGCCAUAUGUAGCUGCAUGCUAAUGUCAGGGAAACAUAAAAUCUUAGUUGCAUUAUGGUGUAUGUCCAGUUGUCAAGAUUUUGGUUGAGAAGCUUUUAUUGGUGAUCGGUAGGAAGUCACACUAUAUUCCAUUUAAGGAAUUUUCCAGUCACAAAUACACUGCUAGCCUACAUGUAGCACAUGCUAACAACAGGGAAACAUAAUCUUGGUUACAGAUGUUGUCAAUUUCCACCCGAUGUUAGAUCAUUUUCCUGCUGGAACAUGUCCAGUUAUGAAGAUUUUGGCUUAGAAGCUUUUAUUGAUGAAUUUCAUGGUGGAAAAUGCAGCUCUAUUCUAUCAUAGUCAUUCCCUGGCUGCAAGUUACCUGUAGUGACAUGCUAACAUCAGGGGAACGUGUAAUGUUGUUUGCCAGUAUUGUUAAUUUCUCCUUGAUGUUGCAUCAGAUUCCUGCUGGAACAUGUGCGGUUGUGAAGAUUUUGGUUUCGAAGCUUUUAUUGGUGACUUUUUUUACGGUAGAAAGUGCUGCUAUGUCACGGUCAUCCCUGGCUGCAAAUACACUGCUAAGUAUAGCCACAUGCUAAUGUCAGAGCAACAUCUAAUUUUGGCUGCCAUGUUGUUAACAUUUCUUUCGUUUCAUAUCAAAUUCCUGUUUGAACAUUACAAAGUGCCACUAUUCACUUUUACUGUCAUAUGUAGGUUACAGUGACAGUUCAGAGCUGCUAAGGGGUCAAUCACACAGUGUAGUGUUUUAUGAACAUUAAAGCAUGUAAACAUGCUAGAGUAGAAACCCAAGAAAAAAGUGUGAACCUGAAAAUUGGCAUAAUAGGUCACCUUCAAUUGCAGUAUUUCAGUAGGUCUUUCCAAUGAAGUAGGUUUCUCUGCUGCACUCAGCAGUUUUAGUUAAAUGUCUUUGUAACAUUUUCAAAAUCUAAAGAAAUAUGUUAAAUGAAGAAUUGUUAUUUAUGUAUGUUGACUUUCAACAUCCUGUAAAUCUGCAUCCACCUCAUCUUCAUUGGCUGCCAUUUAUCUGGCUCUUUCUGUUGCUCUUUUUCACGAUUGUAUCAAGGUAGCUAGCUAUGUAGGAAGAUGAUGUUCUCAUUCUUAAUCCUGCCAACAGAACUGGUGUUGAGCAAUUGUUUCUUCAAUGGGGGAAAUAGCUGUCAAUGAGCAAGACACCAGAUGUAUCUGAUUCUAAAAACAUUGGAGAAGUGGGCGGUAAUUACAGGUUUGGAACAAGACUACGGAGGAUUUCACAGCAAGCUGAAAAACACAAACCAUGGGCAUCCCAUGGAGAAAAAUAUCAGUUUCAUGGAGGAUCAUGUGGCAGUGUCGUGAAUACAUUGAUUGACAGAGCUUUCAGAUUGUCAAGAAAGCUUUGCACAUCUGAAAAACUUCUAUCUGAAGUUGGACUGUUGGAUCUGAGCCACAUUCAAAUCUUUGUGCAACCAGCCCCUGCCCAGACUUCCCUAAAUACCACUCUCUCCUCUGAAGCUCUCUAUCUUCAUGAUCAAACUGUCAAACUAAUAAGAGCAGAUAAUUUGGCUGCUAUUGCCUCUGUAACCUUUGGAUGUGAGUGAGUCAAAUAACUAAAUGUGUCCAGAGCAGAUGGCUAAUGAGGCAGUAAGUGAGCUAAAUACCAGGCUUUCUUCCCUUAAUGGCACUCCUACUACAGUGACAACUUUUCAGUUAAAGUGACAGUAAAUGCUGCUGCCCUGUGUUACUCAUGGACUACGGUUGGCAUUAUCAAGACUGCAGCAACCCAUAAAGCCAGGACUUAACAGGACGAUAUGGGUUUUAAAGCACCACACACACCACUGUUGCUGAGCUUUAUUUAUUCAUGUAUUUACAGCUUGUUCACUCACCAAGUUAUUUUAUUUAUUUAUUUAAUUUAUUUUUAGUGCAGCAAUAGAUCCACGUGCCAUUAUACCGCAAGUUGGCAAAGAUGCACAAAACAGGGCUUGUACAGAAACUGCUUGAUGCAUGCUGCAGACGUGCAGACCGUUAUCUUUCUAGAUGUAUAUUUCUCAGAAAGGACUUAAAAUCGUGGAGAGCUUUAUCAGUGAUGUAACCAACUUGAACCGCCUUAAGUGAACAUUUUUUUUUUACAACAGGAUUUAAUGGCUGUUUUAUCUUUUUCAUGUGUUUGUUUCAGUAUUAUAAGUGACUGCAUAGUUUUCUAAAGCAGACUUCCAUCAAAUUCAGCAUUUAAUCAUGUGGGUACAUAGUACCCUAAGCUACAGCAGAAGCUUUUCCUAUGCUGACUACGUUGUGAUGUGUGAUUUGGCUCAUCACAAGUGCUGCAGUUUCAUUCCACAAUACUGGUUUACAAGUCAAAAGCAGAUUCUACCUUUAAAAAUAUACAACUUUUUAAGGAAUAGUUUGACAUUUUUGAAAAUGAGCUAAUUCACUUUAAUAGAGAUGGGAAAACGUAUGUCAGUUUCAUGUACUUGCAUGCUAUGCUGCCUUCAUAUGUGGUCAUGUUCACCAUGUUUGCGUGAAGAGUCCGUAUGAAUGAUUGUAUGGGAUUGUCUACGAGUUCUAUAUUGACCUCAUGCGAAUUGCCCACAUGGAUGGAUUCAGCCAAGUGUGCUCAAUAUAGGGUUACCUAGGUACCAAGUGGGUAUGGGCCCAAAAUAGGCAUCUUAUCUGGGGCCCACUUCUGUAAACCCACCAUGUGGGCAGUUGGUAUGGGGCCAUAAUGGAACCCAUGAUAAUCCCAUGUAGGGCCCAUUUUUUAGCCCAUUCAUCCCAACACACAUAUAAAUGUUGGCUAGAAGGGAAAGUUAGAUAUUUCCAAUGGCCUCUACUUUUCAUAGAUGUUUAAUGAGAGCUGGAAACAUCGUCAGAGGCAGGGCCACUUUCAUUCCUAUGAAAGUCACUCAAGGUUGCAUGAAAUCUAAAAAACCAGCUAAAGCUAAAGACUUCCCAGGUAUAACACCACCCGGAUCUUCCGCAUCACUGGGCCCAUAAGACAAAAAGCACCACAGACUAGUUUCUGGUUUGGUGCUCCACUAACUAACUUGAAUGGGAACUAAAUGACUUAAGCAACAGCUCUUCUAGACUUUUGAAAUGUUAUUGGACUAAACUGAUCAAACUCAGAUAGUGAAACUAGUCAUUUUGCAGGGGGUUGUGAAAGUGUUUUUUUUGGGGGCCCCAUAGCAUCACGUGAUGGACCUUGAAGUUUUAAUUCCACGGUGUGACUACAACAAAGACAGACUUUGAGGCGUGCUGCACAUCCUGGGGUUCUGCAUCUUCUAUCUCUGUCAUUAUGCAUUUCCUGUAUUUUGUUCCACAUGCUACCUUGCUAAAUUGUUGGCCUCAGUGGCUUCAAGACACCAAUGUUGGUAUUGCCUAGCAGAGGUGUUUUCAUGACUUAACUACUCUAGCCCAAGCAAAUUAUGUACAUGACUUCCCAUGACUUAAGCCUGCCCCCCCCCUACCACCUGGCCCCAGAUGAGUGAAAGAAAAUGGAUGGAUAGAUGGAUGGACUCCAUGUCAUAACCACAAGUUCAUGGAUUCUGUUUGAAGCAGUGGUGUAGUAAGUAGGUUUGCGGGGUAUACUUUCCUCUUUUUCAGAUUGUUUUCAGUAAACACAUCUAUCAGCCAAAUACCUGCUCAAACAUAUCGGAAAUUAUACCCACUUCCUUGGUAACAUAGCCAUCUACCUAGUAGUACACCCUCCUCAUCAGUUACCAUCAUACCACUGAUUUUAAUGCAGCAUAAAGUACAGAGCUGGACAAAGGCAAUUAUCUUAGCUUAGCAUAAAGACUGGAAGCAGGGGUAAACUGUUUGCCCUGCUCUGUCCAAACUUUAAAAAUAUACCAGCAGCUCAUCUAGAAGUCACUAAUUGUAUUGUAUCUUAUUCGUUUAAUCGGUAAUCAAACAGAAUGAAAGAACUUUGGUAGAGAUAGUCUGUCCAUCUUGUUUCGGUGAUUUCAUUGAGCUUGACAUUGUUUUCAUAUGCUGCUUCUGUUUGGGAGGUGGGGAACUUUAAUUAGUUUUACCCUCACCAAUCAGAAGUGAACCAGCUGUCAGUGAGCAUAACAGCAGACCUCUAUUAGACUUGGCAAACAAAUAUGAGGUUAUUCACAGGUCUGGAACCAGACUUGGCUGGCUGCAUCCCCCUGCUUUCAUUCUUUGUGCCAAGCUGAACCUCCCACCUCCUGGCCCUAUAGACACACACUUACUGCGUAGAUAUGAGAGAGGCAUCGAUCUGUUCAUCUAACUAUCUGCAAGAAAGUAAAAAGCUGCAUUUUGAAAAAAUGUCAAACUGCUUGUUUAAAGCCAAGGUCUCAACCUGAUUCACAAUCUUUUCUGUUACCAAUAUUCUGCUUUAGCUUCAUGGCAGCAAUCAUUUGCCAAAACUAAACAUAAUUUUAAUUUGUGUAUGUAUUUAUUUAUUUAUUUCAAUGGUGCAUAUCGUUUUGGAAUGAAACAUGAUAGCAGCAAGUCCGCUGUUUUUUUUCAGUGCAAAAACCAAAACAGGAAAGACAAACAGGCUUGCAGAUCCAUUAGCUUCCAAACCAACAUCACUUCUACCUUCAUCCAGAAAAUGUUCAGAAUGUAAUGCUUUCAGAGCAAAUUUCAUA
This is a messenger RNA of Plectropomus leopardus (leopard coralgrouper), 7309 nucleotides long. The record is from RefSeq and is a predicted model, not a curated record. NCBI's taxonomy places the organism in Eukaryota, Metazoa, Chordata, Actinopteri, Perciformes, Serranidae.